AUGGCUCGGCUGUGUAGUGAUGCUAAUGUGGUAAAUGGUGAUGAUAAUGCCGGACUGAGACUCGGGCGGAGAGUAGACUACAGUCUACUCCGCGGUAGAGAAGGAGGAGGAGGAGGAGGCCCUGGCUGGCUCGGGUUCGGUGAGACGGCCACCCGCGAAUCAUGGGCCGUGGGACGAGCCGUCGAUGAGGUCCAAGACACUUUGGGCAUCCCAGUCACUGGCUGGCUGAUCAAGGCUAUGCAUGUUGCUGAGAUGUUAGGAGUCGAGUUGGUUGAAGGAGGCGUUCUAGCCGCUACGACGGACUCCUCGCCCCCGAGCCCUUCCGGCUUUGUCCCCUUUUCUUCAGGUUAA
This is a messenger RNA of Puccinia graminis f. sp. tritici CRL 75-36-700-3, 351 nucleotides long. RefSeq lists its product as uncharacterized. The coding region runs from base 1 to 351 and encodes 116 amino acids. The record is from RefSeq and is a predicted model, not a curated record. The transcript is spliced from 2 exons. NCBI's taxonomy places the organism in Eukaryota, Fungi, Basidiomycota, Pucciniomycetes, Pucciniales, Pucciniaceae.